This is a messenger RNA of Arvicanthis niloticus (Nile rat), 2298 nucleotides long. RefSeq names its product REX4 homolog, 3'-5' exonuclease (gene Rexo4). Gene Ontology annotation, molecular function: nucleic acid binding; 3'-5' exonuclease activity. Lineage: Eukaryota; Metazoa; Chordata; Mammalia; Rodentia; Muridae. Gene Ontology annotation, cellular component: nucleus. Gene Ontology annotation, biological process: DNA catabolic process; rRNA processing. The record is from RefSeq and is a predicted model, not a curated record.
ACGUGCGGAACCAAAGAUGCAGACUCGGUUUCUCGUAGGCCGCGAAGAGAGGAACAACCCGGAAAACCUCUUGCGCUGUGGAGGCACGCUUGCAUCCUGGGGUAUGCUUCUGCGAUCGCCAGAGUCGGGGUCUCUUCCCUGAUGGCUCGAGCUGCGGAGAGCAAGAAGAUGAAGACUAAGGCCACCGCGCCAGUGCCCCAACCUGGGCCUAUCAAGAAGCCCCCUAAGAAGAAAGCCAAGAAGUUCAGAAAGCGCAAAGCGCUGGGAGGAAAUGGAACUCCGGGAAGCGGCCCAGCUGCUGUCGCAGGCCGACCGCCAAAGGCCCCAGAAAACUUUUCUCAAAAUUGGAAGGCGCUGCAAGAGCUGCUGAAACAAAAGUCACAGGCCCCAGAAAAACCUCUUGUCUCUCAGAUGGAUGACAAAAUCACCCAGCAGAACAGAAAAAGGACCUCAGAUAAAUCAAAGGGAGACAAGAAGACAGAAAGACAGGACACUGGGGGCUCUGUCACAUCUGCACCUAAGAAGGACAGGAAGACACUAGUGCCUCCCACCUACACCUCUGAAACAGAGCAGGAGAAAGGAGCAAGGAAGAGGACACAUAGUGACAUCCCUUCUCAUCAAGGGGAAACCAAGCAUAAGUUAGGAGCUAAGGAGGCAGCUGUCAUCUUGAGUCAGCCCACGCCCACUGAGAAUGACAUCUGGUUUGAUGAUGUGGAUCCAGAUGAUAUUGAGGCUGCCAUAGGCCCAGAGGCAGCCAUGCUGGUGCGGAAGAGGCUGGGGCAGAGCAAGCGUACCAUCUCCUUGGUGAAGGAACAGGCCUUUGGCGGCCUGACAAAAGCCUUGGCCCUGGAUUGUGAGAUGGUGGGAGUGGGUCCCAAAGGGGACGAGAGCAUCGCAGCCCGUGUGUCCAUCGUGAACCAGUAUGGAAAAUGUGUGUAUGACAAGUACAUCAAGCCAACUGAGCCAGUGACUGACUACAGGACGGCUGUCAGUGGGAUCCGGCCUGAGAACCUGAAGCAGGGAGAAGAGUUUGAAGUUGUGAAGAAGGAAGUGGCAGAAAUGUUGAAGGGCAGAAUCCUGGUGGGGCAUGCGCUACACAAUGAUUUAAAGGUUCUGUUUCUUGACCAUCCAAAAAAGAAAAUCAGGGAUACCCAAAAAUUCAAACCAUUCAGGAGGCGAGUAAAGAGUGGACGACCGUCUCUGAAACGACUUUCUGAGAAAAUUCUGGGGAUCAGGGUCCAGCAGGCAGAGCAUUGUUCAGUCCAGGAUGCACAGACAGCGAUGAGGCUUUACAUCAUGGUGAAGCGGGAAUGGGAGAGCAUUACUGCAGACCGACGAGGCCCAGCCGCCAAUCCACAGCACUGCAGCGAGUACGCUUAGCUCCAUCCUGCUGCCGUUGCCACCACCUCGUCCUUCAGUGACUCCUCAAGCCAGUGGCCGUCCGUGGGAUGGGGUUAUGAGGCCUGUCAAGUCUCUGCACAGCAGGGACUCUGUCUCUAGUGAGCUUUCUUGGAGCCCUGGCUGCAGGCCUGUGGCAUGUGAGCAGCUGGAACUUGCACCUGGACUACCAAGGCCUGGUCCCACACCUGUGUGUUGAGGUAGACUGGUCAGAUACAAGGCAGAAGUCAGAGGAAGGAGACCAUCAUUGGAAUGGAUGAGUGUGCUGCAGAGUCUAUGUCUGCUGACCGCCUGUGCUACCACUUAACAAUGAGCAUAGCUGGUUUCAGCCAGGGCACUCAGCACCUUCCCUUAAGGAGCAAGAAGCGUCUUCUCCUGCAGGUAAGGGGAUAAGCUCUGCUGGAUCUAGACUAAGGGCGUUCAGUCUGCCGCAAACCAAUCUGGUCAGCACUGCAACUGCCCAUUGAGAACUUUCUUAAAGCUACUGGGCUGGAGGUACUUUCUCAUUCCUAUGUCCUUUGCUUGGCCCAGAGUUGAUCUUAGAUGCCAAUGUCCAGUAUGGUGUUCCCCAAACAGUCCUUGUGGUGAGCCUUGGGGCACAGGUACAUCCAGAAACCUCUAAGAUCCUUCCACCUGGAACACUGUAAGCAGAAAGGCCAUCUUCCCACUGUCCUGCCAGCAGCUUUUCUGUUUAGUAACAAGUACAGAGUGACCAGUGAACUUUUUAUGGACAUACCCGACAACUCUCAGAACAGGUGCAUCCAUGCAUGUAAUGACAAAUGUGUGCUUUUAAUGCAGCUGUGGACUGAGGUGUGACUCCGAGAGCACUUGUUCACUAUGUGUAAGACUCUGGGUUCUUUUCCCAGCACUGUCAAAAAUAAAUGGAUGGAUAAAAAUGGA